UCGGGGUCAUUUUGUCCAUCCGUGUAUGUCGAGACAUGAUGACCGGCCGCUCGCUGGGAUACGCGUGCGUCAACUUCCAGCAGCUCGCAGACGGUAAAUAAUCAGAACAAUAAUCAUAAGAAGAAGAAGAAUUAAAGCGUCGUCCCUUCUUGCGCAUUUAGUGAGUGAGUACAUGACGCACAUCGGUCCCAAUCACAGCCGAACACACACUGGACACCAUGAACUUCGACCUGAUCAAGGGGCAGCCCAUGCGCAUAAUGUGGUGGCAGCGGGACCCCACGCUGCGGGAGAGCGGCGUGGGCAACAUCUUCAUCAAGAACCUGGACCGCUCCAUCGACAACAACGUCCUGUACGACAUCUUCUCCAUCUUCGGCAAUAUCCUGUCCGGCAAGGUGGUGUGCGACGAGCACGGCUCCAAAGGUUACGGCUUUGUGCACUUUGAGACUCAGGAGGCGGCCGAGCGAGCCAUUGCCGAGAUGAACGGCGAGCUGCUCAAGGACCGGAAAGUCUUUGUGGGCCACUUCAAAUCCCGCAAGGAGCGCGAGGCCGAGCUGGCGGUCCAAGCCAAGGAGUUCACCAACGUUUACGUGAAAAACUUUGGCGUGGACGUGGACGACAACACGCUGAGGGAGAUCUUCAAGACGUUCGGAAGCACCACCAGCGUCCGCGUCAUUAUGGACGAACGCGGCUCAUGCCGGGGCUUCGGCUUUGUCAGCUUUGCCAGGCACGAGGACGCCCAGAAGGCAGUGGACGAGAUGAACGGGAAGGAGCUCCACGGCAGGAUGAUCUACGUCAGCCGCGCCCAGAAGAAGGUGGAGCGGCAGGCCGAGCUCAAGCGCAAGUUUGAGCAGAUAAAGCAAGAUCGCAUCUCCCGCAGCCAGGGUGUCAACUUGUACGUGAAGAAUCUCGACGACGGCAUUGACGACGAGUGCCUGCGAAAGGAGUUCGCGUCCUUCGGCACCAUAACCAGCGCCAAGGUGAUGACGAAGGGCGGGCGCAGCAAAGGCUUCGGCUUCGUCUGCUUCUCGUCGCCGGAGGAGGCCGGCAAGGCGGUGGCGGAGAUGAAUGGCCGCAACGUUUCCACCAAGCCGCUCUUCGUGGCGCUGGCCCAGAGGAAGGAGGAGCGCCAGGCCUACCUGACCCGCCAGCACAUUCAACGCAUGACCAGCGCGCGGCCCGUGCCCAACCAGGUCAUCAACCCCUACCAGGCAGCGCCGCCCCCGGCGUACUUCCUAGCGCCGAUCCCUCAGGCGCAGAACCGCACUGCCGCUUACUUCCCGGCGGCCGCCCAGGUGGCGCAGCUGUGUCCGAGCCCUCGCUGGGCCACCGCGGGUGCCUGCUCAGAACACUACCAGAACCUCCCUGCCGGCGUACGGACUUCGGCGUCGAGUCCGCCCGGGCCCGCCUCUCAACCGCCCCGUUUGAUGUCCGGCCAGCGUGCACCGUCCCAGGCUCUGAGCCCCCAGCCCGACACCCCGCUCGCCGCCGUGUGUGCGGUUCCGCAGUACAUGUUCGCCCCUGGAAUCCGCAGCUCCUCGAACCACAUGCCGCCUACACAGCCGACCGGCCACACUCCGAAGCCUCUGACGGCGUCCGUGUUGGCUUCUGCUCCUCCGCUGGAGCAGAAGCAGAUGCUCGGCGAGUGUUUAUUCCCGCUCAUCCAGAACAUGCAUCAAGACCUGGUGGGGAAGAUCACCGGCAUGCUGCUGGAGAUCGACAACUCGGAGCUGCUCCACAUGCUGGAGUCGCCCGAGUCGCUCAGCUCAAAGGUGGACGAGGCCGUGGCCGUGCUACAGGCCCAUCAGGUCAAAGAGUCGUGCCAGAAUUCUUACUGAUGCUCCACAAACCCAACCCGAG
This is a messenger RNA of Phycodurus eques (leafy seadragon), 1857 nucleotides long. Its product is annotated as polyadenylate-binding protein 1A-like. Gene Ontology annotation, molecular function: mRNA 3'-UTR binding; poly(U) RNA binding; poly(A) binding. Gene Ontology annotation, cellular component: nucleus; cytoplasmic stress granule; cytosol. The record is from RefSeq and is a predicted model, not a curated record. Bases 219 to 1835 code for a protein of 538 amino acids. The transcript is spliced from 13 exons. Lineage: Eukaryota; Metazoa; Chordata; Actinopteri; Syngnathiformes; Syngnathidae.